This is a messenger RNA of Tachysurus fulvidraco (yellow catfish), 4547 nucleotides long. RefSeq names its product polypyrimidine tract binding protein 1a (gene ptbp1a). The transcript is spliced from 17 exons. Gene Ontology annotation, cellular component: nucleus. Gene Ontology annotation, biological process: regulation of RNA splicing; mRNA processing; regulation of cell differentiation. The record is from RefSeq and is a predicted model, not a curated record. The coding region runs from base 239 to 1852 and encodes 537 amino acids. Gene Ontology annotation, molecular function: mRNA binding. Lineage: Eukaryota; Metazoa; Chordata; Actinopteri; Siluriformes; Bagridae.
GACGGUGCCAUGGACGGUUCUUCAGAUCAAAUCAUUGGUUAUUGAUCACUGAUGGUGUCUCGCUUGCCCCGCCCUACUCAUCUGAUGUUGCUAUGGCAACUGACGUUUAGAGACGGAUUUGUAUCCUCUGGGAUCCAGUUACAUCACUGACAUUGACGGUGUCCAUGAUAUAACAGUCGGCACAAAGAGGGGAUCUGACGAACUCUUUACCUCCUGUGUCUCUAAUGGUCCCUAUAUCAUGAGCUCAGGGGCAGCAAACGGUAACGACAGUAAGAAGUUUAAAGGGGACAUCAGGAGUCCAGGCGUCCCCUCUCGAGUCGUCCAUGUGAGGAAGUUACCCAGCGACAUCAACGAGGCCGAGGUGAUCUCAUUAGGACUUCCCUUUGGCAAAGUGACCAACCUGCUGAUGCUCAAAGGCAAAAACCAGGCUUUUCUGGAGAUGAACACGGAGGAGUCGGCUCAGACCAUGGUGAACUAUUACUCCUCCGUCACACCGGUCAUACGAAAUCAUCCCGUCUUCGUGCAGUACUCCAACCACAAGGAGCUGAAAACUGACAACUCACCCAACCAAGUGCGUGCUCAGGCGGCCCUGCAGGCAGUAAAUGCUGUUCAGACGGCCAGCGUGCCUCUCAGCAGUGUGGAUGCAGGAGGAGCUGGAAGCCAUAGUCCUGUCCUGAGGGUGAUUGUGGAGAACCUGUUCUACCCAGUCACUCUGGAUGUCCUGCACCAGAUCUUCUCGAAGUUUGGCACGGUGCUGAAGAUCAUCACCUUUACCAAAAACAACCAGUUCCAGGCUCUGGUUCAGUACUCUGAUGCCAUGACUGCUCAGCAUGCCAAGCUGUCCCUGGAUGGACAGAACAUCUAUAAUGCCUGCUGUACACUGCGCAUCAGCUUCUCCAAACUCACCAGCCUGAAUGUCAAGUACAACAAUGAUAAGAGCAGAGACUACACUCGGCCCGACCUGCCCACGGGGGAUGGCCCGGCUUCGCUUGAACAGCAGACCAUCGCCACCAGUGCCUUCAGUAAGGACUUCAGGGCAGGGUUGUGUACUCCAUAUGACUAUGGUCCAGCUAUUGAAUGGAGGAUUCAGAGCCCUGGUUUAAUCUCUGCAGGUCCUUUUGGGAGCAGUCAUGGGUUCCCUCCAGCGUUCACUCUCCAGCAGGCAGCAGGUUUGUCUCUUGCUGGUAUUCCCAAUGCGUUGGCGUCUCUCGGUGUUCCGGCUGCAGGUCGACUCUCCCUGGCCGGCCUCAACACCACAACACACACCGUCCUACUCGUCAGUAACCUUAACCCUGAGAGCGUUACGCCCCAAUGCCUCUUUAUUCUUUUCGGUGUGUAUGGCGACGUGAUGAGGGUGAAGAUUCUCUUCAAUAAGAAAGAGAACGCUCUGGUGCAGAUGGCAGACGGAACACAAGCACAGCUCGCGAUGAGUUAUCUGAAUGGACAGAAGCUGCAUGGGAAGCCUCUGCGUGUGACUCUGUCCAAACACACCACAGUUCAGCUUCCCAGAGAGGGACAUGAGGACCAGGGACUCACUAAAGACUUCUCCACCUCUCCUCUUCACCGCUUCAAAAAGCCUGGCUCUAAGAACUACUCCAACAUCUUCCCUCCAUCCUCAACCCUGCACCUGUCCAACAUUCCACCCUCUGUUAGUGAAGAUGAUCUUCAAGGACUGUUCAGAAGUUCAGGAGCCACAGUGAAAGCCUUCAAGUUUUUCCAGAAAGACCACAAGAUGGCGCUGAUUCAGCUGGGCUCAGUGGAGGAGGCCAUUGAGUCGCUGAUCGAGUUCCACAAUCACAAUCUGGGCGAGAACCAUCACCUCCGUGUGUCCUUCUCCAAAUCCACCAUCUGAGACCCUCACCGGGUUUUACACACACACACACACACACACACACACACACACACACACACACCCACCAUCAUGCAUUUUCUUAUCUUCACACAGACCUGAAAAACCCAAUAUUUUAAUUUGGGUUUAAUUUGUAAUCUCACGUUUUCUUAUACUAUCUGGUGCAAAAAAAUUAUUUGUAGUGUAAUCAUUGUUUAUCAUUAUUCUCUCUCUCUUUCUAUAUAUAUAUAUUUUAGUUUUUCUAUGGGGAUUCUGGGUGGUAUUUUUUUUGUUUUUGUUUUUUGCGCAAUCGUAGAUGCUGCCUUGUUCACACUUGGUGCCUACAAUCACUCACACACACACACACACACACACGAAUACACACAGCCCCUAAAAUGUUUUAAAUUUGCCACUCAUAAAUGUCAUAAUUUCUGCCUUUAUAAAAAAGUGCCUUAUAUGGUCACUUCCUGUUGGACCGUAAUUCUGUUUUAUAACACUUGAGCUUUGGAUUUUCGAGUGUAGACUUUUCAGGUUUAUAAAAGAACAGAUUUCUUAUUCGACUCCCAGAGCAGAAAUGUAUCCUUACUUCCAUGUUUCUCAGAUAUUUUACUAUAAACGGUGUGUAGAAUGUAGCGGAUUAUAAUCAUCUGAAUUCUGAAGACUUUCAAUCUAGUUGUUUUUGUGUUUAGAAAAAUGACCUUUGAUUAUGAAGCAGGUUAAUUUGAAUAUUCGUAUCAUUCUUCUUGUGGUAUAAAGAAUCUUCUAUAUUCCAAAAAAAAAAACAAAGCUAGAACUUUGUCUUCUGGGGAACAUCAGAGUGAAGAUUCAUCACUUCAGGGCUUUUGAUCAUGUUGGUAGAGGAACCUUUUUGGUUGUAUGUUAAUUAUGCAGAUUAGUCUCUAGGACACGCCCCUCGUUAGCAUAUAUCUGCAUAUUAGAGCCAUGUUGGGGCUUUUUGAUUAGUUUCUUGAUUUGUGCUCUAACAAUCUUUACAUCACGGAUACAGAUGAAGGAGAUGAAGUGGAUUUUCUCGGCAGUUUUUGUAUAAUAGAAGAUAUUGGAAUCUUUAGAAAAAGCAGGUUUAAGUGCCUCAGAGUCUGCCAAGUGAUUUAUUAUCGAUUUAAUGAGUUCGUUUGACAUAUUAGUCUGAUAUCAGAACUUCAGACAGUUCACAGGAUUUUUGUAAAUUAGACAUUCAGCUUUAAUUGUGGUUGAUUUGCAUAUUAAUCCAAGGCAGAUUUUUUACUCAGCUGUCUAGAUGUAUCUGGGAUUAAAAUCAUCAGUUUAAACUUUUUUUUUUUUUUCUCAUUUAAACCAGUUUAUUUCCAUAUUGGGUCUCGUCCUGUGAUUUCUUUUGGUCCUUAAUUUGUUUGGGUGUCUGAUAAAUUUAAUAUUAAUCCUGGGCGGAUUGUGUGUUGAGGAUGAGGACGGCUCGGUCACUCGCACUGCCGGAGGAAUUAUUAUUUUGGGUGAUUUAAACUAAAAUGUCAGACUUGGAUGUUAAAGUUAAAUGUGCGAGUGGUUCUCGAUAAAUGAUCGGAAUUCUUGUAGAAUUAUUUUUGUGUAUUCUAGAUUUAGCCCCACCCCCUUUAGUUCAUCUUGCUGAGCUGUGUUUAUUGCUGGAUCUCACACACACACAAACACACACACUCUGACAUGGCUGAUGGAACGAGCAGAUGGAUCACUGUGCCUUCACUUCCUCAGAUUAUUGAUUAAUUUCUGCACAAAGCACUAAAUUCAUGUGUGUAAUUUGAGCCCAGACCUGCUGCCUCUACCGUUUAUAUCAGUGUCAUGUUCAGUGUGUUUACACUUCCACCAACACACCGAAUCUACUUCCUGUUUAAACCUCUUAAUGUCUUAAUGAUGAAGAUGGGUUUUUUGGGCACUUUAUGUUUAUAAUCUAGUUAAAGUUGGUUUCAUUCCUGGAUGUAAGUAAAACAUUCACAGCUUUCCUCUUUUUCACAAACACGUUAGCGUGUACGUUUUGUCAGACCUACAAGGUUCAUGACCACCAGAUUAACGUGCUGCAAAUUAACAUAAAAUUGUUUACAAAAUGUACAAGUCCACUGUGAGUGAAGAGGCUCCACCCUCACGCUUUAAGCCCCGCCCCUACCCGGGCAUCGUCAGUUCUGUUACGCCGGUGCAGGAAUGACGUGAACAUGUUUUGAUGUAAAAGCAGAGCUGUGUAUGUUUUUAGGUCAGAUUUGUGGUUUAUUGCUCUCACAUUCCUUUUCCCUCAUUUUUCUCCGAUGCCUUUAAUUGUUAAAAACAAAGACCAAAAUGUUUGUAGUCUUAAGAGAGUGGAGUUUAAGGCUGUGUCCCAAAUCACUAGAUAAAUGUGCUCUCACUGGAGAAUGUGAACGGUUCUCACAAUCUCCAUCUGAUGUGUUUCAUUACACACUUACCUGCACCACUGGUGUUGCAUUAUGGGUAACGGCUGAUGGUCCAGUAAGUGCUCUUUAACCCUAGUGUUUGGGCCACACUCUUCCCCACACUUUUAUUUUUUGUUUUCUUUCCCCCUCCUUUGGUGGUGAUUGAGAUGAAAAUCAGGUCUUUAUGUAUAUUUUGAUAAAGUCAACAUUGUAGAGCAUUUAUGUUUUGUAUUACACAGAAUAUUAAAGAUCUGUCCAUCACAGUGUGUGUACGUUUAUGGAACCACAGCCAUGCUUUCCUUCUUUUAUCAUUUCUCUGUUCUUUCAAUAAAUCCUUCAGUUCUUUG